GCCACGCCGAGGAGGGAGCGCGAGCACCGGCGCGGCGGCGUCCUGGAGACCCCUGAGAGAUGGAAGCGGCGGCGCCGGCGGCCGAGGCGGCGGGGCGCGAGGAGCUAGGCACAUUGAACCAACUUGAGGUUUCCCAAGCAAACAUUGAAUUCAAGCCUGGAAUGCCCCAUUCAGUCAUGGGACCAGUGCUGACGCUAGUACCUCUGCUAAAAAAUUAAAGAGUGAAAUCUGUAUAUGGAUGUGAUGAGGCCCUUGAUAAAUGAACAGAGUUUUGAUGGGACAUCAGAUGAAGAACACGAGCAAGAGCUUCUCCCCGUUCAGAAGCAUUACCAGCUUGAUGGCCAAGAGGGUAUUUCGUUUGUACAAACUCUUAUGCAUCUUCUUAAAGGAAACAUUGGAACAGGCCUUUUAGGACUUCCGUUGGCAAUAAAAAAUGCAGGCAUAGUGCUUGGACCGAUCAGCCUUGUGUUUAUAGGAAUAAUUUCUAUUCACUGUAUGCACAUAUUGGUACGUUGCAGUCACUUUCUGUGUCAGAGGUUUAAAAAGUCAACCUUAGGUUACAGUGACACUGUGAGUUUUGCUCUGGAAGUAAGUCCUUGGAGUUGUCUUCAGAAGCAAGCAGCUUGGGGACGGACUGUGGUUGACUUUUUUCUGGUGAUAACACAGCUGGGAUUCUGCAGUGUUUAUAUUGUCUUCUUAGCUGAGAAUGUUAAACAAGUUCAUGAAGGAUUCCUGGAGAGUAAAGAGUUUAUUUCGAAUAAUACCAGUUCAUCAAAUCCAUGUGAGAGAAGAAGCAUUGACCUCAGGAUGUAUAUGCUGUGCUUUCUCCCUUUUAUACUUCUUUUGGUCUUCAUUCGUGAUUUAAAGAAUCUAUUUAUACUUUCAUUCCUUGCCAACGUUUCCAUGGCUGUCAGUCUCGUGAUAAUAUACUAUUACGUUGUUAGGAACAUGCCAGAUCCCCACAACCUCCCAGUUGUGGCUGGUUGGAAGAAGUACCCGCUCUUCUUCGGUACGGCUGUAUUUGCUUUUGAAGGCAUAGGAGUGGUCCUUCCACUGGAAAACCAAAUGAAAGAAUCAAAACGCUUCCCCCAAGCCCUGAAUAUUGGAAUGGGAAUUGUCACAACUUUGUACAUAACAUUAGCUACUUUAGGGUAUAUGUGUUUCCGUGAUGAAAUCAAAGGGAGCAUAACUUUAAAUCUUCCCCAAGAUGUAUGGUUAUAUCAAUCAGUGAAAAUUCUGUAUUCCUUUGGGAUUUUUGUGACCUAUUCGAUUCAGUUCUAUGUUCCUGCAGAGAUUAUUAUCCCUGUAAUGACAUCUAAAUUUCAUGCUAAGUGGAAGCAAAUUGGUGAAUUUGGAGUGAGGUCCUUCUUGGUCAGUAUUACUUGUGCCGGAGCGAUUCUUAUUCCUCGUUUAGACAUCGUGAUUUCCUUUGUGGGAGCUGUGAGCAGCAGCACUUUGGCCCUGAUUCUGCCACCUUUGGUUGAAAUUCUUACAUUUUCUAAGGAACAUUACAAUAUAUGGAUGGUCUUGAAAAAUAUUUCCAUAGCAUUCACUGGAGUUGUUGGUUUCUUGUUAGGUACAUAUGUAACUAUUGAAGAGAUUCUUUAUCCUUCUCCCAGAGUCCCAGCUGGAACGCCACAAAGUCCGUCUCUAAAUUUGAGUGCAACCUGCUUAGCAUCUGGUUUGAAAUAGAAGCAUAAUUAUGAGUCUUCUACUUUCGUCUCAAUUCUGAAAAUGCUUAAAGUAAGAACUAGUAAAAUGCAUUAUCAAAUGCUUAAAAAUAGUACCACACUCUAUUUUCUUUUGCCACAAUAUUAAUAUUUUGGCAGUAAUUGCAAUUCUUUACCAGUAGUGGUAAACUAUAACAGAUCCUUGGUUUUAAGUGGUAGCAAUAAUUUCAGAAAAUUAAGUUUUACAAAUU
This is a messenger RNA of Nycticebus coucang (slow loris), 1921 nucleotides long. It is a transcript of the gene SLC36A4, whose product is annotated as solute carrier family 36 member 4. Gene Ontology annotation, cellular component: vacuolar membrane. The coding region runs from base 235 to 1692 and encodes 485 amino acids. The record is from RefSeq and is a predicted model, not a curated record. Gene Ontology annotation, biological process: amino acid transmembrane transport; L-alanine transport. Lineage: Eukaryota; Metazoa; Chordata; Mammalia; Primates; Lorisidae. The transcript is spliced from 12 exons. Gene Ontology annotation, molecular function: L-proline transmembrane transporter activity; L-alanine transmembrane transporter activity.